CCGCGACAGGCCCCUGCUCCGCCAUCUCCUCCCUCCCCGGGAGGACUGAGGGCGCCGGCGGGGUGGCGCUCUAAGUUCCGCGGUGCCGCUCUGGGCGCGCCGCGUGCCUGCCUCUGUGGUAUCAGUGGUGUGGGCAGGGGACCUGCUUCCGCUUCCGCUGCCCUUGCUGUCGGAGGGAGGUGACGGGACCAAGAGCCGCGAUGUGGCGGAAUCUGCUGAAUCUUCGCCAAAUUUCCCAAAGGACCAUAAGCACUGCUUCACGCAGGCAGAUUGAAAAUAGAAUUGCUGAGAAGCAGAAGUUUUUUCAGGAAGAAAAUGGCAUCCCAGUGCAUCUUAAAGGUGGUGUAAUGGAUGUUCUGUUGUAUAGAGCCACCAUGGCUAUUUCGGUUUUUGGAACAGCCUAUGUUGUUUACGAGCUGCUUGUUGCUUCAAUGCCCAAGAAGCAGAAAUGAUUCCAGUUGAAGAUGCCUCAGUGACUAGCAUCUCUUCGUCCAAUUCCAUGUGACUAUGAUGGCAGCUUAUACUCAUCAUAAGCAGCUGGCUUAAUGCUUGGAAUCAUAAUUUAAUUGUAACAUGUUAACUGCAAUCAAUAAAGCAGGUUUUACGUUG
Columba livia (rock pigeon) is the source of this 609-nucleotide messenger RNA. Its product is annotated as cytochrome c oxidase subunit 7A2, mitochondrial. The record is from RefSeq and is a predicted model, not a curated record. Gene Ontology annotation, biological process: regulation of oxidative phosphorylation; mitochondrial electron transport, cytochrome c to oxygen; mitochondrial respirasome assembly. The transcript has 4 exons. Bases 201 to 452 code for a protein of 83 amino acids. NCBI's taxonomy places the organism in Eukaryota, Metazoa, Chordata, Aves, Columbiformes, Columbidae.